GCAGAUCGACAGAUCUACCAAUUCACUCGAAGAACAAUGGCCUUCAAGUUCGUAGUCCUCGCCGCCCUCGUGGCCGCCGCUAAUGCCGGCUUCAUCCCAUCUGCUCCUGUAGCUUAUGCUGCAGCACCAGUAGCGGUGGCUCCAGUAGCUAAAGCUGUAGUAGCUAAAGCUGUUGAUACCGAUUUCGACCCACAUCCCCAAUACAGUUACGCUUAUGAUGUCCACGACAGCUUGACUGGAGAUGCCAAGAGCCAACAUGAGACUCGUGAUGGUGAUGUCGUUCAGGGUAGCUACUCUCUUCUCGAAGCUGAUGGCUCUAGACGCACCGUCGACUACACUGCUGACCCCGUAAAUGGAUUCAACGCCGUUGUACGCAAAGAACCUGCCACCGUUGCCGUCAAAGCCGUAGCAGCUGCUCCAGUAGCUCACGUUGCAACCCCAGUCGCCCAUGUCGCCCAUGCUGCUCCUCUGACCUAUGCCGCACCAGUAGCCAAAUUCGCUGCAGCUCCCAUCGCCCACGCCGCUCCCCUUGCCUACGCCGCACCCAUAGCUAAAUUGGCAACCCCUGUUGCGUACGCACAAGCACCCCCGGCCUUCUACCACUGAACCGAUCUCUUCACUCGUCUCUUGUUAGGAAUAAUGUUUGAUCAAU
Messenger RNA from Polistes dominula (European paper wasp), 652 nucleotides. Its product is annotated as cuticular protein 1. The record is from RefSeq and is a predicted model, not a curated record. Lineage: Eukaryota; Metazoa; Arthropoda; Insecta; Hymenoptera; Vespidae. Gene Ontology annotation, cellular component: extracellular matrix.